AUAAACAGUGUAUUUAUAUGGCUGUCCUCACCAGUUUAUAAACAGACGGAGAGAAUAACACAAUACAAUCAUGCGUUUUGUUGUAGCUGUAGUCGUUUUGGUCAUUACUGCAACCAUCUUGUUGACAUCGUGCGAAGUUGAAUCAGCAGGUCCCGAUAGCGAUCCAGUUCCAGCUAUUUGUCAAUUACCAAAAAUAAAAGGUCCGUGUCGAGCGCUUUUUCGUCGCUAUUAUUAUAACUCGACAACCAAUAAUUGUACUCAGUUUGUCUACGGUGGUUGUGGUGGGAACGAGAACAACUUCCCGACCGAAGAUAAAUGUCAACAGACUUGUCAGGUUCCAGCUAUUUGUCAAUUACCAAAAAUAAAAGGUCCGUGUCGAGCGCUUUUUCGUCCCUAUUAUUAUAACUCGACAACCAAUAAUUGUACUCAGUUUGUCUACGGUGGUUGUGGUGGGAACGAGAACAACUUCCCGACCGAAGAUAAAUGUCAACAGACUUGUCAGGUUCCAAGUCCAGUUCCAGCUAUUUGUCAAUUACCAAAAAUAAAAGGUCCGUGUCGAGCGCGUUUUCGUCGCUAUUAUUAUAACUCGACAACCAAUAAUUGUACUGAGUUUGUCUACGGUGGUUGUGGUGGAAACGAGAACAACUUCCCGACCGAAGAUAAAUGUCAACAAGCUUGUCAAGGAUAAAAAUAACAGCAUCCAGUCAAGCCACUGACAAUACUGACAGCAUCCAGCCAACCCACUGACGGAAUAAAAGUGUUAGAAAUGUUUUAACACGAGAUAUCUAUGUUUA
Molecule: messenger RNA, 794 nt
Organism: Patella vulgata (common limpet)
Lineage: Eukaryota; Metazoa; Mollusca; Gastropoda; Patellidae
Product: carboxypeptidase inhibitor SmCI
Exons: 5
Coding region: 71-688 (205 amino acids)
Biological process (GO): negative regulation of peptidase activity
Cellular component (GO): extracellular region
Molecular function (GO): serine-type endopeptidase inhibitor activity
Source: RefSeq, a predicted model, not a curated record